This is a messenger RNA of Neocloeon triangulifer, 3519 nucleotides long. RefSeq names its product integrator complex subunit 3 (gene IntS3). The transcript has 14 exons. Gene Ontology annotation, cellular component: cytoplasm. NCBI's taxonomy places the organism in Eukaryota, Metazoa, Arthropoda, Insecta, Ephemeroptera, Baetidae. The record is from RefSeq and is a predicted model, not a curated record. Bases 118 to 3213 code for a protein of 1031 amino acids.
UGCAGUGUAUCCCUCCGCGCGAGUCGGAAAGCAUUUCGAGCGAAAGCACAGCAGCACGAUGUCGUAGCCAGCGCUGUUUGAUGCGUGAAUUUGUGGUGAUAUAGGAACUUUUGAGGCAUGGAAGCGGUCAAUCCGAGUAGUUCGAGACUCUUUGUUUCGUGCGCCGUCGAUGCCAAGGACGAUUUAGAGGAGCGGUUCGACCGGUGUUUCCAACUUUUGCAAAAGUUGACCUCGGGCCUGUCAGAAAAGGAGAGCAACGACGUGUUGAACAGCACCAUCAGCAAGGACCCGAGAUGUCACGACGAGAUUUGCAUAGGCCUAAUGGUGGCCGUCCUUCUUGACCCCCAGAGUGCCGCCAAGAGCUACCGAGACUUGACUUUGAUAGCCAGAGAUGGCAUGAACACGGUCGUGCAGAAUCUGACGCAGAUCGCGGUCGAGAGGUUCUCCAAGUUGAGUGAAGUUGUGUGGCAUCAGCUUCUGUGGUUCACCAGGGAAUUGAUCAGGAACUCUGUGAACGGUGUGGACAUUUUGUGCUGGAACGUCCUUCGGAAUAUUUCCGGCGGAGACGUUUCGCCCCGCAAUCUGGCUGUUGCUGAAUACAUGCUUGACGUUUUUAUGGAAUACAGGGCAUGGCUGGACAAAAACAGCUUUCUCGUCGCGUCUGUUGUUUACACGUAUUUAAGGCUGAUCGAUGACCAUGGUGGCAAUCACACUCAAGCUUUAGCCCCGCUGCGACAAAAGGAAGUUACGUUCACCGUGUCACUUCUGAGAGAGAAGUUCAAUGACUGCUUAGUGAUAGGAAGGGACCUAGUACGCUUACUUCAAAAUGUGGCUCGCAUCCCCGAGUUCGAGAGCUUGUGGAAGGAUGUUUACCACAAUCCUAAAGUCUUGAGCCCCAAUUUCACAGGUUUGGAUCGAUUUUUUCUGAAUAAAUUAUUAUUCUAUAAUUCAUUUACAGGCGUUCAGCAAUUGAUGCAGACAAGGACGUCGAGACGGUUCUUGCAGUCUAGGCUAACUCCAGACAUGGAGAAGAAAAUUGUUUUUCUUACUUCGAACGUACGCUUCGGGAAUCACAAGAGAUAUCAAGAUUGGUUCCAAAGACAGUAUUUGAACACGCCCGAGUCGCAGUCCCUGCGCUGUGAUCUGAUAAGGUUCAUCGUCGGUGUGAUUCACCCGACGAACGAACUGCUCUGCUCGGACAUCAUUCCUCGAUGGGCUGUCAUAGGCUGGCUCCUGACCACUUGCACAUCAACCGUGGCCGCCGCCAAUGCAAAAUUGGCGCUUUUCUACGACUGGCUCUUUUUCGAGCCCGAAAAGGAUAACAUCAUGAACAUAGAGCCGGCCAUCCUCGUCAUGUUCCACUCGAUGCGCUCCCACCCUGCCGUAACGGCAACUCUGUUGGAUUUCUUAGUCAAGAUCAUUCCAAACUUCUAUCCAGCCCUGUCGGAAAAGGUCCAAGCUGGAAUAUUUGCAUCUUUAAAAACAAUACUGGAUAAAAGAGUGCUGCCUAAUUUAAAUCCGAUCUUUGACAACCCGAAAUUAGACCGAGAGUUGAGAGUGUCAGUGAGAGAAAAGUUUAAAGAAUUCUGUGCGCCCAUCGGUGCAGACGGCAAUGUUAAACACGAAGACUUUCCACAUCCUUCCCACCCAGUACUUAUGGACUGCUCGCCGGUUCCAAUCAGCCCCAGCAACAAUCACGACGAACCUGCAUUUAGUGACGAAGACGAAGAAGAUGUUCCUCUGGCCACAAAAGUAAAGCUGAAGAAAAGUGAGGAUAAAAAGGAUAACAUUGAAGAUGCCAUGGCCGCGUUGGAGGACGACAUGCGGACCGAACUUGAGAACCUUAAAUCGAAUGAUAAUGAAACUCAAUGUGAAGCAAUGGAGAGGCUUGUGCAACUAAUCAUCGACGAUAAUGCUGAUGAAGAAACAGCACCCUUGUUAGCUACCUGUCUGUGUUCAGUCCUCAGGGAUCAAUUCGAAAACAAGCUUUUGCCCAGUGACCCGUUGGACGAGAACAUUGAGGAAAGCAUCGAAAAGCCUUUGUUUGUUAUGUUUCGGAAUUUUGCACAAAUGCAGGACGGAAAUCAAAAUCCACGCCCUCUCGUCCAAGUGCUGGUGGAAAUGAGUGAAAAGGAACCCAAAGUCGGAUACUUUCUGCUCUACUUUUUAAAAGCCAGCAAUCUGGACGGCUUGAAAACUGUGUCUUCUGUGUCUGUAUUGUACGAGCAGUAUUGCAAAGCGAUGGAAAAGGAUCUUGUCAACAUUCUCCUGGCCGAUAUGAAACUUUGUCAAGAGGAUGACCGAACCUUGUUUGUGUGGCUUGUACCUGAGGUCUACCAGUUGUUUCCUUCCGCCACACAAAACAACACCGAACUUCUUCAUUUGCUGUUAGAAGUAGUCGAUGCUAAUCAAAUGCAACUCCUUAUUUGCCUAGUGUUGCAGAGCAAACUUGUGAUAUUUAAUACAGAUACGCUUGUCAAUGUGUUGAAAGAGUCGCUCAACUGGGAAACUUUCGAGCAGUGCUGCUUCUGGCACCUGAUCGAGGCGCACAACAUACCAGUCGACGACUUGAUGCCCAUCCUCCCCGAACUGGAUUUCCUGAAGCACGCCGAGGCGCUUUCGAGUGUGAUGCUGUUCCUGAAGCAGGAGAGACCGUCCGUGGAUCUCCUGAAGAACAUUCUGAUCAGGACGGCGAAAUCAACAGACUUUUUUGUCGUCUCCAUAAUGCAAUAUUGGAUACAAGACUACGAGGACAAGGUCGCCGACAUGGUGGCCGGCCUCUUGAACAAACUGUCCUCGUCGUCGCCCAACAAGAGAAAAAGAGGCGCCGGCAACAAAGGCCCCGGACCGCCGUCGAUGGAGCAGAUCCUGGCCCACUUGGACCAGCUGCGCAUCGUCAGCAAACACAACCCCAAGUUCUUCCUCCUGGACAGCAUGCAGAGGGCGCUGCAGCAGGUCCUGGCCACCUGCACCGAAACUCAAAAGAAGAAAUUCACCGAUCUGCUGGCAUUGGCCGAGGAAUUGUCGCCCCGAGGAUCCGGCACUGGCGGCCGAGGGACCAGAAAAGCUGCGUCGACCGCCAAAAGCCAGUCCAGGACGCGGCCGAUUCCCAUUCCCUCCGAGUCCUCUGAAGACUCCAGCGAGGAGGAGGAAAUAAUCAAACCAAAGCAGGCGAAGAAACGCAAAAAGGCAACGGUGGUGGAAAGUGAUUAGACAGUGUGCAAGCAAGUGCAGAACCCAUCGUGUCCAGUCUUGUGAUGAAACCAUAUUGCAUUUUAUCUAAAAGAAAAAGAUCGUUUCAAUAGCGAGCCAAUCGUGAAACCUACAAGCAGAUUAUUUCGGCAACCGUAACAUAAGAAGUUUUACCCUUGAGAAGUUUUUUAAAAGCCAAUAACGUCAAAUUGUAGAUACUGAGCGGUCCUGUGGAUUUAAUGAUAAAAACACCGAGGAUGUACAUUUGUUUGUAAAUAUAUGCACAUAUUUGAUAAGAAAACAAUUGAAUGAAAAUUAUUUAAGCAA